Balearica regulorum gibbericeps (East African grey crowned-crane) is the source of this 486-nucleotide messenger RNA. The record is from RefSeq and is a predicted model, not a curated record. NCBI's taxonomy places the organism in Eukaryota, Metazoa, Chordata, Aves, Gruiformes, Gruidae.
GGAAUAGGCCCUAUGACACUUUUAACUUGCACUCUUUGGAAAAUUCCUUAAUGGAUAUGAUAAGGACUGAUCAUGAGCCUCUGAAAGGGCGUAUGGGAAUAAACUUCCAUCAUCCAGGAACAGACAAUAUUAUGGCUCUUAAUAGUCGGUCUUCACUCUUUCCUUUUGAAGAUGGCUUCCUAGACGACAGUCAUGGUGAUCAGUCUUUAUCAUCGGGUCUCAGCUCUCCAACACGCUGUCAGAAUGGUGAAAGAGUGGAACGCUAUUCUAGAAAAGUCUUUGUUGGAGGUCUUCCUCCUGACAUUGAUGAAGAUGAGAUCACUGCCAGCUUUCGUAGGUUUGGACCUCUUGUGGUGGACUGGCCUCACAAAGCUGAAAGCAAGUCAUAUUUUCCACCUAAAGGUAAUUAGUUUAAAAUACAUUUAUGCAGGCUGUUAUGGUAAAAGGAAACUGUCUGCAAUGUGAAAAGAAAAGAUUUGACUCUUU